UGUCGUAUGUUUUAUUUCUGUGAUCCCGUUGUUUGGAGUGUCGAUUGGCCCUUUUACGCUCCGCCUGCGUUUACGGCAUCAGCGUGCGCCGGAUUCAACAUGGCGAGCGUUGUUUAGUUGUUGUUGAUCAGCGGUUCCGAAUAAACCCACAAUCACUGAAUCCGGCAGCCUCUCUCAUCUUCAUCCACCAUGAGCGAUGAGAAGCAAACAGAGGGUCGUAAUUUCUUCAUGGGUUUUGAUGAUCUGAGCGACAGCAGCAGUGACUCGGACGGUCGUGAGUCCGGUAAGAAGAGCCGAAGCGAACCGGACCCGUCAGGAUCGUCUGAACUGCAGAGCCGCAAACGAGCCGCCGAACCGCUGCCGAAACCCGACGAUCUGUUCCGAUCCGUCAGCAAACCCACGUUCCUCUAUAACCCGCUGAAUAAAGUCAUCGACUGGGACAGAAGAGCCGUCAAAGCGCCAGAAGAGCCUCCUAAGCAGUUUAAGGUGUGGAAGAACAACGCCGUUCCUCCCCCACAGUCGUACGUGACGGAGGAGAAGAAGAAGGGAGCUCCUGAUGGAAUGGACAUGGCCAUCAAAUGGUCCAAUGUAUACGAGGACAACGGAGACGACGCCCCUCAAGCCCACCAGGGCCCCGCCCACUUCCUGCCGGAGGAGGAGGAGCAACAGCUGGACUCUGAUGACGAUGAAUCUGGGAAGCAGCAGACGUCUGCUAAGAAGCGUCGCGUGGAAACGUUCCAGCAGAAGGAGAAGAGAAAGCGGGACAUGGGACAGGCCACGUCAGACAAGAGCUUUGUGGAAGAGGAGAAGCGGAUCCUGCGUCAGAGCGUGGAGUGAAGCGGAGCUGUAACCCGCUCCGCUUGUUUUAAUCCCCGAAUCUUUAACCCUUUCUGGAUGUUGACUGGAACGGCAUCACGAGUCUGGGGAUAUUUUAAAUGUAUUUCUCUAAAAUAACGUCCAUGUAAAGGGAGAGGGUUUAGGAUGAUGUGUUUGUGUUUUGGACGUCAUUGUAAGUAUGAUUUCAACUGUAAAUUUGUAGCUGUAUGGAACAUUAUCCAUUGGUUAUGAUGUUUCCUGUAUGUUUCCAAUGAUUUGUAGCUUCUCAAAUGGAUAAAGUCCUUUUCUCUGAG
Messenger RNA from Sinocyclocheilus rhinocerous, 1130 nucleotides. Its product is annotated as UPF0690 protein C1orf52 homolog. The record is from RefSeq and is a predicted model, not a curated record. Lineage: Eukaryota; Metazoa; Chordata; Actinopteri; Cypriniformes; Cyprinidae. Bases 190 to 837 code for a protein of 215 amino acids. The transcript has 3 exons.